GUGAAGUCGUCAGUCUCUCUGUUUCACUGCAGCAAGAAUGGCUUCAAUCUUGUGUUCAGAGGAUCAGUUUAGCUGUUCAGUGUGUGUGGAGAUACUGAAGGACCCAGUCACUAUUCCAUGUGGACAUAGUUACUGUAUGGGGUGUAUUAAGAACUGCUGGGAUCAGACUGAUCAUACAGGUGUCUACAGCUGCCCCCAGUGCAGAGAGACCAUUACCCCAAGGCCUGUUCUGCGCAGAAAUACCGUGCUGGCUGACAUUGUGGAGAAAUUAAAGAAGACAGGACCCAAUCGUCCUCCUGUGCAAAGUUAUGCUAGACCACAUGUGCCGUGUGAUUUCUGCCCUGGAAGAGAGUUCAAAGCUGUAAAAUCCUGUUUGACGUGCCUGGCCUCUUACUGUGAAACACACAUCAUGUAUCACAGUGAAGUUGCUACUUUCAAGAGGCACAAGCUGGUCAAUGCAAUUGGAAAUCUGGAGCCGAAGCUUUGUGCUGAACACCAGGAGGUUUUGGAGGUCUUCUGCAGAACUGAUCAGAUGUGUAUUUGCUGGUUGUGUAUACAAGUUCAACACAGGAGCCAUGAUACAGUCUUAGCUGAGACAGAGAGGAAUAUGAAACAGAAGCAGCUGGGAGAAAUACAACAGAGAAUCCAGGAGAGACUGAAAGAAGUGAAGGAGCUGAAACAGGCUGUGGAGUCACUGAAAAGAUCUGCUUGCAUAGAAAUAAAGGAAAGUGACAAGAUCUUUACUGAGCUGAUCCGAUCCAUUGAGAAGAUCCACACUGAGGUUAUUGAGCUGAUUGGAGCUAACAAGAAGGCUGCAGUGAAUCAGGCUGAAGGACGCAUGAAGAAACUGGAGCAGGAGAUUGCUGAGUUGAGGAGGAGAAACGAUGAGCUGAAACAGCUUUCAGAGAUAGAGGAUCACAUCCAUUUUCUACAGAAUUUCCAGUCUCUCUGUGCCACUCCUGAAGCUGGAGACUUACCCAGCGUUACUGUCAAUACAGACAUCUCUUUUGGGGCUGUGAGGAAAGCUGUAACUGAACUUAAAGACCAUAUUGAGGACUUCUGCAAGGGGGAAUUAGUCAAAAUAACCACAAAAGUGAAUGAAACAGCAGUUUAUACCCUGGGGUCUAGGAGCAGUGACAGAUGUUUAAAAGUGAAUGAAGUUACAGUUUACAGUCUGCAGGCUCCAGAGCCAAGGAACAGAGCUGAGUUUUGAAAAUUCAGAUUCCUGUCAGCUCACACUGGACCCCAGCACAGCGCAUAGAGAGCUCUGUCUGUCUGAAGGGAACAGAAAAACAGACUGACUGCUCUCCUUAAAUACCUUGCAACUGGCUCUAAUUUUCAAUGCUAGCCAGGUGCAAUUAAGCACAUAUUUUUAGGCAGGGAGGAAUCUGACCCUCUCCCUGCUAUCUUACAAUAUAUAUAUAUAUAUAUAUAUAUAUAUAUAUAUAUAUAUAAAAUUCUGCACUGUGAUAUUUUGUAUGGUGAGGCUUUGUAAUGUGAUAGUUUGUAACCACUGUAAGUCACCCUGGAUGAGGGCAUCUGCUAAGAAAGAAAUAAUAAAAGGCUUUAUCCCUUUAAAGUAUUUUUUUCAAUAUUCUUUCUCUAAUGACUGACAAGCUUUGCUGCCAGUAAUGACCUGGAUGUGAAAGGCAAACAGACACUUGCUGUUGUUGUUGCUGCUGGGCUGCCAUGCCUCUCACUGCAGCCCUCUGCACCUGCUGCUGCUGAAGGUGGCUCCUAUUAGACAAGGUUAGGGUUAGACACACCCCCUCUCUCUCUCCCUCUCUUGUGGAGGAUUGUGGGAUCGUGGGAGGGGUUUGUGUGGAGUGAGUGCUGUGUACUGUGUGUGAGUAAUACUUUCUGAAGUUAGAUUCUUUUUGUACACGUUUAGUUUUAUUUAUUUAUUUUUAUUAUUUAAUUAGUGUUUUUUUCUCCUGGUUUGGAGCCGUCAUGGGUUCCGAAUCGGGAGGUUUCGGGUCGCUGACCCGCAGGCACGGAUUGAAAUGUAUUCCUGACAGUUCAGUAAGAGUGGAGGAGUGUUUGUUAGCUGUCGGGGAAAAGAUAGGAUACGGAAAUAAAAAAUCUGCUGCAAGAAUGAAUAAAGCCAUCGUUGUUUUUCUAAGUAGUGAACUGUUAGUGAACAGGGUUGGUGAGGAAGGUUUGUGAAUUAAAGAAAGUUCCCCCUGUUACUAAAGUCAUCCUUU
Messenger RNA from Acipenser ruthenus (sterlet), 2204 nucleotides. RefSeq names its product E3 ubiquitin-protein ligase TRIM47-like. The record is from RefSeq and is a predicted model, not a curated record. Gene Ontology annotation, molecular function: zinc ion binding. NCBI's taxonomy places the organism in Eukaryota, Metazoa, Chordata, Actinopteri, Acipenseriformes, Acipenseridae. Bases 38 to 1213 code for a protein of 391 amino acids. The transcript has 7 exons.